AUGCUGUCUUUGUCCACCCCCCUCACCCAGCCUCUGGCCCAAUGCUCCGGCCCUCAGCCGUAUGAUCUGCAAGAUCUUGUCCGCGAUAUCAAGUCGCACCUCGGCCAAACUGGGGGGAUCGAUGCUGCUCUCAACACAGACUAUUUGGUAUCUCUUAUGGAGAAGUAUACCUCGAAUCCUGAUGACUGGAUUCAAUUCUUCCACAACGAUACAAGCAAGAAUUAUACGCGGAAUACUAUCGAGAACAUCAAUUCCAAAGCCAACAUUCUAUUACUUGUCUGGAACCCAACAAAAGGCUCCCCAGUGCACGACCAUGCCAACGCCCACUGCGUUAUGAAAGUUCUGGCUGGCGAGUUAAUGGAAACGGUGUAUCAUACGCCAGAGAGCGCCGUCGACAAGUCGGGACCGCUUCAGCUGAAGUCGCAGACUCUGCACCCGAUGGACGCGGUCACGUAUAUCUCGGAUGAUAUUGGCCUUCAUCGCGUGCACAACCCCAAUCCUAAUCAGGUCGCUGUUUCUCUACAUUUGUACACUCCGCCAAAUGCUGCAGAUUAUGGCUAUCAUAUCUUCGACGAAACCACGGGCAAGGCGUAUUUUGUUCCGCAGGCUCGGGCUUUCCUGAAGCCUGAGUCGUCUGAUUGCAAGGCCUAG
Aspergillus affinis is the source of this 651-nucleotide messenger RNA. Its product is annotated as cysteine dioxygenase type I. Bases 1 to 651 code for a protein of 216 amino acids. Gene Ontology annotation, molecular function: cysteine dioxygenase activity; ferrous iron binding. Lineage: Eukaryota; Fungi; Ascomycota; Eurotiomycetes; Eurotiales; Aspergillaceae. Gene Ontology annotation, biological process: L-cysteine catabolic process. The transcript is spliced from 3 exons. The record is from RefSeq and is a predicted model, not a curated record.